AUGGACGGCUAUCCAGCUGGGAGCCUGGACCACAACCUCCCUUUCCUCGUCGUUGCCGGCUUGACCGAAGCUCCAGCAAAUGCGCUACCCUUUGACAACGAGCUGAAAGAUCAGGGAGUUUUGUUACAGUCGCAGCUGCCCUCUCUGGAAACGAAGGAGGCCGAGGCGCUGAGGGAAUACAUUGCCGGUCAGGAUGCAGGGGACCAGCCAUGGAACCCUCAGCUUGCUACCAAGCCCUACAAGUUCAGGGUUGCAUUCACAGGCAGGUCUUUUGUGCUGCCUCCUCGCCGAGCCCGGCUGCCCGAUGGUAUCGAAACACCCGAGUUCCCCCCGGUUUUACACUCGCCAUUUUCGCCGCUGAGCCCCAUCUCCCCUCUGUACCCCGAUGGGUUGAUCGAUGCGCAAUGGAUUCAGAAGCACCAGCAGAUGGUGCCCAGUGUGUAUCUGUGCUUCUACACGCUCACAUCCGACACAUCUAUGGCUAUCCUGAACGAUAACCAAUUGAAGAAGGAUAUCAACAUACUGAGGCUAGCGCUCACCCAGUCAGGCUACAAGACUCGCCUGGUUGUUGCUCUGCUGAGUGACGACUCUGAGUCGUCCCCGUCCUUGUCUGAAGAUAUUCAAGAAAGACUAGAAAACAUUCGGAGAGGUGUGGCAAUGGAUCCGAAGUCGUUCUUCUACAUCCCGACCCAGGACUCUUUCACAGAGUUGGAGCAGACCACCGACAGUAUCCUGUCGACCAUUUACUCCCACUCGAUCGAGUACUACCGCGAUCUUGGACGCCAUGCUAGGAAGAAGCGCACCCGCGGCGUGACCCCUCAACCCACAGUACCCCCGACGAGUGGCACAUCGCAGACGUUGACACUGCAGGACUGCAACGUUCGCUACGACUUCAAGGCCGGUGUCUUUGCCGAAUUUCGUCAGGAGAUGGAUUCGGCGUUGAGAUCAUAUGACCAGGCAUACGAGGGGGUUUUGAGCGAGGAUGUUAUGGACAUGAUCCCUAGUUGGAGCCCACGCUGGAAUGAAGCACGCCUUCUCACCGAUGUCAUCACGAUUCGAGCAAUUCGAUGCUCCUUAUGGAAUGGACAGACGACUUCGGCCGUACGGAGAUGGCGUGCCCACCGUGAUCGCAUUGCAGACUUUGUCGACAGGCGCGGGCGCGGUACAAAUAACUACGGCUGGGAAGCGUGGGAGUCGAGAUGGGCACUUGUCAUGGUGAAUCUGAUCGACAAGGCGGAACUGGCGCAGCUGGCGCCACCCACACUGUCCCUGUAUAUUCAGCCAGAAAAGGUUGUCAUGGGCGAGCGGCUUCAACCAUGGGAGAUGCUUCACCACACAGGCUACUGGUAUCGAGAUGCAGCUCGUCACUUGCAUUCUCGUCGUGCGUUGGCCCAUGCGAUAUCCGAGGAGCAUCGUCGAAUCCCGGACCCGAAGCCUGAAGGUGCGAAUGCGACCAAUAACGCGUACAGUUACGAUACGUAUCUCUGCCCCGCACCGUAUGAGGAGUCGCCUCUUGAUGGCCAAGGCACGAACCAUGCGCAACUAAUCAUAGACUGUCUGAUGGCCGCAAGAGCUGAGUUCCAGGUCCGCCGGCAGCAUCGCGUGUCGGCGGAGCUGUCACUUGAAUGUGCUAGAGAGAUGGCCCGCUUGAAAGCCUGGGACGACGUCGUCGCACUGUUAAGGCCUCUCUGGGUGGACAUGUCGUUCCGAAGCGAGGGAUGGUUGGAUAUUACUGAAGACCUCAGCUGGCUAUUGAGGGCUGCUGCUGCCAAGGUUGGGCUCGGGGACCUUGUUGUCUCCAUUGACUGGGAGCUCUUGAACAAAAACUUUACGCGGCGGCCAAACUGGCCAUACAACAUGGCGAAGUCUCUCGAUGGUGUCAACGUCAAGUCGAAGCCGAUUGUGUCUCUAAGCGAUGACAAUAUGACAUCUUUCGUCUCAGCAUCAUUCGUUUUCAAGACCGAAGAGGGCAAAGCUGGCGAAACGUGUCAAGCACAGCUUGCCGUCACGUCAACUGCUUUCCCAGACUCUGCACCAAUAGUUCUGAAGCAACUGCGAGUAGAUUUCGCGGGAAGCUUGCAAACGAUCACCCUCGAUCAUUCUAUCGAGGAGAAGACGAAGGGCACGAUGAAGAAGCACAACACGUCGCUAGCCGCCAUAGCUCUCGUAGAGACGACAGGUCCAGAAUCAGAAGACGUGGAAGAGGCCGAGCGGGGCUCCGUCCUCAAUGGUCAAGCUGAUCUGGAGAUCAAGCCAGGCUGCACGUCAGUGUAUGAGAUGGCGAUACCGCUGCGCGAAUCCGGCGAGGCGCGCGCUGCAUCUGUCGUACUGAACUUCGAUACGGAUGCGUUCACCCUCGAUUACACAAUUGGUUUCCAGGCGGCGAAUGUGGCCGAUGUCUGGUUUGGUCCCUCGCUAUCAAAGAGACGCAUACCGCGUUUGAGCUCACAUGCCAUCCAUGUGCAGCCUAAGCCACCCAAGAUGGAAAUCCGGCGAAGCGCCAUCCUCCAGCAAUACUAUGCCAACGAAUCGAUUGAGCUACCACUCGAUAUUUUCAACGCCGAAGAUACAGAUGCAACGGCCAAGCUAGAGCUACAUGUGUUUGGCGAGCACGUACCUGCCCUUCGCGUGCAAGUCGACGGACUUGCAGAACAAAGUGUGAAGGCUGCCAAGGAAGAGUCGAGAUUUCAGGGCCUUGUUCUCGGUAGCAUCGAUGCCUCGCAGUCGAAGCGAGCUGUGCUGCACCUCAGCCCCUCUGAUGCGCCGACUUCGUAUGACAUCACUGCCAGGGUUGGCUAUCACCUAGCCACAGAUCCUGCAACGCCAAUCUUACAGGUCAUGACGUUCCAGGUCACCAUCGUCAACCCCUUUGAGGCAAACUACGACAUAGUGCCCCGCCUUCACCCGGAGCCGUGGCCGAGUCUCUUCGAUUUCGAGGGCACCCCGGAAACAGUGGACCGUGAAGAGUUGAUAGCCCAUCCACGCGGACUAGCACAGCGAUGGUCGCUCGUCUGUCAUUACGCGUCAUUCGCGACUGAGGACCUCCAAGUGGUCGAAAUGGAAGCCAAAGUACUGUCGUGCCUCCCAGGGGCACGUGGUCAUGCAGCUGGGCGGCCCGACCUUUCCCCAGCUGGGCUGAUUAUACCUCCAAAGUCGAUGCAAGAAGUCAAAUUUGACCUCAUCGUUCAGAAAUUGAGUCUCGACGACCGCGGCCCAGCCUCGCUCGAUGUGGCCUUUGUCCUCCACUGGCGCCGGGGCACGGCCGACCCGAGCAGCCCCGUCAACACGACGACCAUGUCGGUGCCGCGCUCCAUUGUCCUCGGCACCGAACCCCGCGUGCUGGCGUCCGUGUCCUACGUGAACGCUGCCACAGGACUCAUGCACCUGGACGUGACGAUCGAGAAUGCAUCCAGCCACUUCCUCACGUUUGGGCUGAGCCUUGAGCCGAGCGAAGAGUUUGCCUUUUCAGGGGCGAAACAGACGACGCUGCACGUGUUGCCAGUGAGCAGGCGAGCUGUUACGUACAGACUGCUACCGCUGGUGAGGGGUGCCUAUGUACGGCCCAACCUGGCCGUCAGGGACAAGUACUUCCAGAAAGUGCUGCGGAUCAUCCCGACGGAGGGGAUGAAGAUUGACAAGGAGGGUUUGCUGCUGUGGGUGCCGCCGGCGGAGGGUCAACCAGAGGAGGAGGGGGAGGAGGAGGAUGAAGAAGACGAGGAAGACGAGGCAUAG
Verticillium nonalfalfae is the source of this 3732-nucleotide messenger RNA. RefSeq lists its product as uncharacterized. The transcript is spliced from 3 exons. Lineage: Eukaryota; Fungi; Ascomycota; Sordariomycetes; Glomerellales; Plectosphaerellaceae. The coding region runs from base 1 to 3732 and encodes 1243 amino acids. The record is from RefSeq and is a predicted model, not a curated record.